Molecule: messenger RNA, 531 nt
Organism: Vicia faba (fava bean)
Lineage: Eukaryota; Viridiplantae; Streptophyta; Magnoliopsida; Fabales; Fabaceae
Source: the annotation of a GenBank genome assembly
AUGAUAGGGAGGAGUUGGAAUGUUCUCUCCAUACCUCAUGCUUUUGUGUCUAGGAUUCUUAAAGCAAGGUGGAGUGUGGGAGAUGGUAGAAAUAUUAAUGUUAUGCAAGAGCCGUGGUUAUGGGGCAGCAGUGAAGGUUGCAUGGGUGGACAUCAACAACAAGGAGUGUAUGCUAUUACGGUACUGAUGUUGGAGGAUGUAAAAGAUGAUUCGAUGAUUUGGAAGGAAGAACAAGAUGGUGUUUAUAGUGUGAAAUCAAGGUACAGAAUCUGGCGUGAUAAAUUUAGGCGACAGAAAAGUGGUACUGCAGGGGAGGAUUGGUGUUGUCUUUGGAAUAUAAUUGCUCCACCUAGAGUUAAGCGUCUUUUAUGGAGGAUUUGUAAGGGAUACCUUCCUACUCGUGCGCGUCUCCGACAACACUAUGUCAUGUGCCCGUUAAUUUGUCAGUUUUGUGAUCUAAGGACGAAUGGCAUCUUUUUAUGGGCUGCAAUUAUUUUUGUUGGAGAUCUUCAGGUUUGUCUAAUCUUAUAG